AUGCCUGCUAUUGGUGGUCAACCCCCGCCAGCACCAUGGCCCGUGCAAGAUAUCAUAUAUGUGGCUAUUGUCGGUCCGGUCAUGCUGGCAGCGUUCUUUGAAUGGGUGCUUUGGCUCGUUGCGUUCUUGUUUUGUCUUGCCAAGGUCUACACGAAAGCAGAUCAUUGGACUGUGAGAUUCCUUGCGGUGGUCAUGAUGAUUCUCUUCACGUUGUUGAGAGCGAUUUUCCUUCCGAUUAUGAUUGUCACUCUUCCUCUGCCAGCACAAAUCACCCGGUACUUUCCGACUCGGGCAGUUUUCAUCUUGCAAUGGUUUGCAUUUUGGUCGUUUGCCGGGCUACUUAUACUGCCGUUCCUCCUUUGCGUCUAUCGACUCGUCACGAACUCGCUUGGAAGGGCAAAGAGGGUAAAACAGGUUCUUGACGACCGUACCGCUCCGAAGACAGUCAUCGUGAUGCCAGUGUACCAAGAAGCACCGGAAGUUCUGAUCAAAGCAAUCGAUUCAGUAGUCGACUGCGACUAUCCAGCGAAUUGUAUCCAUGUUUUCCUGUCCUACGAUGGAGGUGUGGUGGACGAGUCCUAUCUUCAAGUUAUUCACCAUCUAGGGAUCCCGAUAUCUUUAAAGACUUAUCCACAAAGUAUCGACGUGACAUACAAAGGCGCCAGGGUUACUGUGUCUCGAUUCAAGCACGGCGGUAAACGACACUGCCAAAAGCAGACAUUCAAGCUUAUCGAUAAGAUCUACGCAGAAUAUCUUAAGCGUCGUGACGAUCUUUUUGUGCUGUUCAUCGACUCCGAUUGCAUCCUCGACAGGCUGUGUCUGCAGAACUUCAUGUACGACAUGGAGUUAAAGCCGGGAAGUAAGCACAACAUGUUGGCAAUGACGGGAGUGAUCACAUCGACUACAGAGCGAAACUCUCUCAUUACCGUCCUCCAGGAUAUGGAGUAUCUGCACGGCCAAUUGUUCGAGCGUUCUGUUGAAUCGGCGUGCGGCUCCGUGACAUGUCUUCCGGGUGCUCUUACAAUACUUCGAUUCUCUGCCUUUCGGAAGAUGGCUAAAUACUAUUUCGCGGACAAAGCAGAGCAAUGUGAUGACCUUUUCGACUAUGGAAAAUGUCACUUGGGCGAGGACCGCUGGCUCACACAUCUGUUCAUGGUUGGGGCUAAAGAACGCUACCAGAUCCAGCUGUGCACUAGUGCAUUCUGCAAAACAGAAGCCGUCCAGACGUUUGGAAGCCUUCUGAAGCAACGACGCCGGUGGUUUCUUGGCUUUGUCACCAACGAAGUAUGCAUGCUUACCGACAUCAGAAUCUGGAAGCAGUAUCCUCUUCUGUGUCUUGUUCGCUUCAUGCAACACACAAUCCGGACGACUGCCCUUCUCUUUUUCAUCUUGGUGAUCUCCGUUAUAACGACAUCCAACAAAGUCGAGAAUCUCCCCGUGGGCUUCCUUGCGGUGUCGCUUGGCCUGAACUAUUCCCUCAUGCUAUAUUUCGGUGCAAAGCUCAAGCGAUUCAAGGCCUGGCUCUACCCACUGAUGUUUAUACUGAAUCCGUUUUUUAACUGGCUUUACAUGGUAUAUGGGAUUUUCACUGCCGGUCAACGAACGUGGGGAGGGCCACGAGCUGAUGCUGCCGCGGCCGAUAAGCACACUACCCCAGAAGAAGCGGUAGAGCAGGCACGAGCCCAAGGCGAUGAGUUCAAUGUCGAUGUUGGUACUUUUCGGCUAUCUCGAUGCGAAGACAGGGGCGUCCCGGUUCAUCCUUCGGAGAAAAUCGAGGGACGGUUUGCUCCUGCCGCGCAACUCCCAGAGGGUGGUUAUGUCAACGCCUACAACGACUCCGGCGUUACUGUCGCUCAGGCUAUGUCUCCGCUCCCUGGGGUUCCCCGAAUCCAUCUGCAUCCUCGACAGCUCUCUUCGGACUCUGGAUUCACCAUGGACUCGACUAAUCCAAUUUCCAUGCCGCACAGUGUGGAGAGUCUUAUGCACGAAGAUGAACAGAUCAGGCAAUAUCUCGCUCGUAAGGGACAGGGACAGAUUAGCCACACGAGUACGGAGAUGUGUGCCGAUAUGGGCGACUUGGACGGUCCAAGCGAUCCUCGCGCGCCGCAGCAGGGUUUUGAAGCACAGCCUGCCGAAGCAAUGCCGGAGGCGGAUAUUGCCAGCUCAAGACCCCUUUCAACAGAGCGACCGGGAUCCGCGAGAUCUGCACCGAACACCACUCCCGUGAACGGCCCAUCUGGAAGUAACUCUCUUGCUGAGCAUGUCAUUUCAGACUCACAGUCCUCAAACUCUCGACUCUGGAAGGAAAAGAUGCGGUCAAUGGGGCCUGAAGAUAUGGUCUGA
Molecule: messenger RNA, 2343 nt
Organism: Aspergillus chevalieri
Lineage: Eukaryota; Fungi; Ascomycota; Eurotiomycetes; Eurotiales; Aspergillaceae
Gene: chsD
Product: chitin synthase D
Exons: 3
Coding region: 1-2343 (780 amino acids)
Cellular component (GO): cell periphery; cell septum
Molecular function (GO): chitin synthase activity
Source: RefSeq, a predicted model, not a curated record